Tribolium castaneum (red flour beetle) is the source of this 2392-nucleotide messenger RNA. RefSeq names its product sodium channel protein Nach. Bases 466 to 1791 code for a protein of 441 amino acids. Gene Ontology annotation, biological process: sodium ion transmembrane transport. NCBI's taxonomy places the organism in Eukaryota, Metazoa, Arthropoda, Insecta, Coleoptera, Tenebrionidae. Gene Ontology annotation, cellular component: plasma membrane. The record is from RefSeq and is a predicted model, not a curated record. The transcript has 5 exons. Gene Ontology annotation, molecular function: ligand-gated sodium channel activity.
UAGUCAUUGUUUUUUGUUUUGCUUUUGUUAAUUGUAAAUACAGUCUGUCUAUAAAUGAAUGUAGGAUCGUAGUAGGUAUUAAAAGUUUACUGCUUCUUUCCAGGAAACACGAACAAUGGUAAGUAUAUAAAAAAUUUGGUCUUACUAGUUGCCUGAAUAGAUAAAAAUUGGUACUUUUCAAAAACUUCAUAAAAAUAAAAUAAAUAAAAGCGGCAAAUUCAAAUUCCAGGACCACCUGAAAUCUAACACUCUUUUAUAAACAGUCCAUAUAAAAAAUGACAUCUUUUGAAUUUGAAUUUUCUUUUUGAUACUAUAUUCAAAUUUUUUGCUGCUCUUGCGGUUGUAAGAACAUUUCAAAUCCAACUUUUGUUACAAACAAUACUGAUUAUAUCGCACUGCUUUGUCCUGCAAAUAAAAUAUUCAUAAACCGAUGAGUGUUACGCCUAUUGAAGUUCAACCACCACCAUGGCAGGACGCAAAGUCAGAGGCAAAAUGUUGAUCGAAUUUAUCAAAAUGUUUUUUGCCCAAAGCUCAAUCCAUGGCUUUCCCCAUAUGUCAGCACGAAAACGCCACCCCAUCGAACUUAUAAUUUGGAUAGUGAUCGUUGGAGCUGCAAUAUAUGGAGCUGUGGUCCUUAGCAGUAUAACUUUGAGGCGUUAUACGGAAAAUCCAACUGUGAUUUCGAUGGAAAGGGACCGAUUUUCCUGGAACACCACUUUCCCAGCGGCUACAAUUUGCCCCACUUAUAAAAUAAACGAGCCUUUGCUUGAAUUGUACGUUCAAAGUUCGACAGAGAAGAAUAAGACGCUUUUGAGGGAGUUUUUGGUAACUUUAGCUGGAGCGACUUAUACGAACUUUGACACUGUUGUGGAAUAUGAGGGUAUAGCUGAGGAAAACUAUUUGGAUAUUUUGUUGGAUUUGCAGUUCGAGUUUAAACCAGCUGUUUCGAAUUCGGGUGGUAACGACAAAAUGUAUACUUUGCAGAAAAUUGUUUCCGAAAUGGGCAUUUGCUACAGUUUUAAUUCAAAAUUGGCUAUUUACAAUUCACCUGAUUACUGGGACGAAGGAAACUGGGAUUUGGUUGAAGGUAACGAAACUUUUUACGUAAAUCCACUAGAUGGUGAAGUUUUUGCAAAUGUUAUGAACAUGUCUACCGGUUUUGAUAUUUAUGUUCAUGGCCCAUAUGAAGUUGCCGAUAUUGCAAGUAAAAAAAUUACUUCACCAAAUGGCAAUUUCCUACAAAUGUCUUUAUCUGGUUUGACAAUUUUUAGCAGUGAGAAUAUUAAGUUCCUAACAAUCAAGCAACGAAAAUGUAGAUUUUACGACGAAAGCAAUUUGAAACACUCUCCUGCUUAUUCUUAUGUUUUGUGUCGAAUGGAAUGCAGGGCUGCGUUGGCCAAACGGUUGUGUGGUUGUGUUCCACACUUUUAUAGAAAAUUGGAAGGUGAAAAAAUAUGUAACGUCCCUGGCCUCCACUGUCUGGCAAAACACAAAGAAAAACUGAUCCUCCUCAAAGGCGAAUGUUCCUGUCUCCCCAACUGCGACGAAGUCAAUUACAUUAUCGAAGACAUGGACACCCGGGAAUGGUUUUUGGGCUCAAACCUGCAAUGGGGCCUUAAAGAAUACCCCAAAAUGCGUUUACGCCGUGACAUCAUUUUCGGUUUUUCCGACCUACUCGACUUGAACAGUUUACAUUGGCGGAAUGGCUGGCCUAUUUUUAGGCUGCAGUGUGUUGAGUUUUAUCGAAAUCGUGUAUUUUUUCACGUUGAGGCUUUACUGGUUUGUGAUUAAAUAUGGCAAAGAGACACGAGAGAGGUUCUGAAGAGGUGGUCCUGAAAAAAUAAACAGUGGGUAGAUCGUAUGUAAUUUUUUGCAGUGAUGUUUUUUUCAGGUGUUAGUGGGUGGUCGCAGUGACAUAUGUGAUGCAACAAUCUAAUGGACUAAUGUUUAUUUAACAAACUGACAGUAAUACGUCACACGCAACACAGCGAGACGCUUUCAGGCUACAGCACAACACACGUAGGAAAAUGCACCUGAAAUUUUCGUCUCGCACUAUAGAAAAUUAAAUCUGAAGAUUUCAUAAACAAAUUGAAUUCUUUGUUUAAACUUAAUGUCGACUUUAACUGUACACUCUGUUUCAUAAUUAUUUUAAUUGUACAUUUAAAAAUAAAUGUUCUUAAAUAAAAUUAUGUAAAAAAAUUGUAAAUACACAUGAAUGAACCAAACCUAACUGAAAGGAGCAGGUCGUCUUCUGGGUGUGAAAAUGAUGAUGUGUGACUGUGUCGAUAAAAAAAAAUACAAUUUGAGAAAAAAUUACCUCUAAAUUUGCCUACGAGUUUUUUUCAAAAUUUUAAAACUGCAUAAAAUAUAGUGAUCAGAAAGUAUGAAUGAA